AUGGCGGAGGACGGUGGAGCUGAGGAGUUGGGCGAGGAUGCGGGCAUGUUACCAUCCCCCGACGACCCCGCCGACCCGCCCCGCCGCCAAAGCAACAAUCAGAGCAAUGGCGUGGGGAACGGCACCGGCGGCAACGAUGUGGGUUUGACUGUUUUAAGGUUAUUAAAGUAUUUAAAAAAAAGUGUCAUGUUGACAGUUAAAAUGUGUCAUCGUAACAGAUUUUGGAAAGGCUAAAAUGCGUUUUAUCAAUUUAAAAAUGUUUUUUUUGCUAUGAAAAUUUUUUAAUUUAAAAAAAAUGCGUCAUCAUGAAAUGAAAAAUGUGUCAUCAUGACAUAUUUUUCUUAUAAAAAUUAAAAUUUUGUUAUUAUAGGUUAAAAUGACGUUUUUGAUAGCUUGAAAUAUUUUGAAAACUCAUUGUGACACUUUUUAAAAAAUGCGUCAUCCAAAUUUUUAAAAAUGUGUCAUGAUGACAUUAAAUGAGAAAAAAUUUUUUAAAUUUAAAUGAGAAAAAUUUUUUCAAAAUUAAAUUAGCGUUUUCAAAACUGAAAUAAAAAUUUUAUCUUCAAAAAAUAUGUCAUCAUGACAAAAAAUCUAAAAAAUGUGUCAUUAUGACGAAAAAUUUAAAAAAUGUGUUAUUAUGAAAAAAAUUUAAAAAAUCUGUCAUUGUUCUAAUUUUUUAAUUAAAAGAUAAGCCUAAUAUUAUUCACAAUUUCAGUCCAGAGCCAGUCCACGUCGCAUCCCACUGUUCGAGCGCGCGUCGGCACGUUGGUGGAAUCCACAAUUCGCGUCGCCCACGCUGGAACAACAAUACUGGAAGUGCAGUUUUCCGAUUUUGAGGGAUCGCUUCCGGUCGGGCCUUAUUUAUAUCGCCGUUACCUGUCUUUCAUGGCUGGCGUACCUGGUGUUCUUUGGUAGUGUCAAAAUCGCACAUUUUGUAAGUUUUUGGGGUGGAAUUGGCAAGAACUUUCUUUACAAUACAGAAAAUGGCAAGAACUUUCUUUACAAAACAAAAAAUGGCAAGAACUUUCUUUACAAUACAGAAAAUGGCAGGAACUUUCUUUACAAAACAAAAAAUGACAAGAACUUUCUUUACAAAACAAAAAAUGGCAAGAACUUUCUUUACAAAUAAAAAAAUCGCAAAAACUUUCUUUACAAUAAUUAUUUCCAGGUCUCUACGACAGUUAUUGUAUUUCUGUGCACGUUAAUGUACUGGUUCACAAAACAUUCAAAUCGUUAUCAGCGCUUCUACUUGCCGACCUCCUUUCUCUGCACAUUUCUGAUUUGUUUGAUCACGUUGUUGAUAUUCUCCAGCCCGGACUCGUUUAUGGGCCCGGUGGCACGAAUGGCUACGAGUAUACAAGUAGGUAUCGGUGUAUGGAGCGGUAGAUGUUGGCCGAAACCUGGGGCGUUGUUACAGGUUUUCUUUGGUGGGAGGGGGGGGUUUAAAUUUUUUUAAAGGUACCUGGGGACCAACUUUUCAAAAAAAAAUUUUUUUUGCCAACUGGUCCUACCUGUGGAAUUUUUUCCACUCCUUCACUCCCCCCUCCCUUCCUAGCGAUGCCCCUGGCCGAAACGGUUUAUAAAGUUAUGCUAUCAAGAGUGAUCCAUUCAUUUUUUGGAGGAAUUAGUAUUAUUAUACGUUGUUCAAUAAUCCUGAGCCAUUUCUCAAAGCAAAUUCUUAUGUUACGUGGUUAUUUGAACAAGCUAGUAAAUAGAAAUCAAGUAAUUUUAGCAAAAAUACAUAAGAGGAGUCAUGAUAACAUGCUUUUUUAAAACAAUUCUGACGUUAAGAAACUCCAUUUUGGUAGUUUUCAGGGAAAAAAAAAUUAUUUGAAAAAAAAUUUUUUUUCUUAAAAAAAUGUCAUCGUGACACAAGAUAAAAGAAAAAGACUUUAAAAUGAGGUUUUUUAUGAACCAGGAAACUGCUUUUCAAAUUUUUGAAUAUCAAAUAAAUGUGUCAUUGUGACGAAAAAAAUAUGUCACGAUUACUAUUUUAAAAAAAGUUAAAAUUUUAAAUUUGACAUGCCAAUAUAAUUUUUAGGGCUAUUCUAAAACUAUAAAAAAUAUUUUUACACUUUUCCAAAAAAGCCGUUAUCACAAAAAAUUAUUUUGAAAUUUUAGGUGCCGACAUAAAGAACCCGCCAUUUUUUACAAGAAAUUACAGGCAAAGUAUGGCGGGUUCUUUAUGUCGGCACUUAAUAUUUGAAAAUCCAGCCAAAAACCUGUAUUUUUAGGUAAUUCUGCUAAUUUACACUGUCGUCCCGCUGCCAUUGUACCUGUGCAUUAGUAUUUGUUUGGCGUACACCGCGUUGUUUCAAGUUAUUACCCAAAGUACGCAGGACUCGACGUUCUACGAGAACAUCCUCGACAUUUCUUCAGCGUACUGGGGUACGAAGCUGAUUCUGCACAUCUGCAUCCACUUUUUGGGUGUGCAUUUGUAUAUACUGACGCAGGUGCGGCAGCGGAAGACGUUCCUGAAGGUGGGACAGAGUUUGUUGGCGAGGAAGGACUUGGAGUUGGAGACACAGUUCAAGGAUCACAUGAUCCAGUCUGUGAUGCCCAAGAAGGUAAGGGUUUUGUUGGUUUUUGCUUUGAAGUUUAGGUAUGAAAUAAGGUACAGCAAGCUGACAAAGCCUAGGCUUAGUGAGCUCAGGCUUAGUAGGCUUAGGCUUACUAGGCUUAGGCUUAGUAGGCUUAGGCUUAGGCUUAGUAGGCUUAGGCUUACUAGGCUUAGGCUUACUAGGCUUAGGCUUAGUAGGUUUAGGCUUAGUAUGCUUAGGCUUAGUAGGCUUAGGCUUAGUAGGCUUAAGAUUUGGCUAUGUUUUAGGCUGAGUUAUAAGCAUAGCAUUAGACUUAAAGUUAGGUAUAGUUUUAUUUUUAGUUGUAGCCUACGUUUCUCAACACAAUUCAUAGUUAAUAUUGGUUGUCGCAAUAGGUAAUGCCUCGCAGAAACUUAGAGCCAAAUCCCAGCACUUGCAGUAAUUUGUUGGGUCGUUUUACAUCGAGGCAAAUGUUAUAUAAAACCAUAAAAUUACAUAAGAAAACGUUGCGCAACACGAGUCCUUGCAAUUUCUCUAAGGCUAUGUUAUUAUACCAAUUGAUUAGGUAACACCGAAAAUAUUUUUUUUUGUUUUAUUUUACUUCAGAGAGCGUCAUAGUUUAUGUCAAUGGGUCUGUUUUAUGACAGUAGUAGAAGCUUAGGCAUAAGAUUAGGCUUAGCAUUAAGCUCAGGAUUAGGCUUAGGUUUAGGCUUAGGCUUAGGCUUAGGCGUAGGCUUAGGCUUAGGCUUAGGCUUAGGCGUAGGCUUAGACUAGCAUUAGGCUUAGGCUAGCAUUAGGCUUAGGCUUGAGCUUAGGAUUGAGCUUAGACUUAGGUUUAGGCUCAGGCUUAAGCUUGGGCUUAGGCUUAGUAUUAGGCUUAGCAUUAGGCUCAGGCUUGGGUUUAGGCUUAGGAUUGGGCUAAGUUUGAGCUUAGGGUUAAACUUACUGAGAUUUCUGAGGCUUAGUUCGGGCUUAGGAUGGGCUUUCUUUACGCCUAGCCAUAGACUUAAGCUAAGCCUUAGAGUCAAAGCUUAGUAGGCUUGAGCUUGCAAGCUUAACAUGUAGUUUAGUAGGUCUAAUCUUAUUACCAAACAAACAUUUUACACAUUUCUAAGCUGAUGCAUCAUGUAAUUUCAGGUGGCGGACGAGCUUCUUCAAGAAUCAAGUUGGUUCUCCUACUUUUGUUCAAUAGGUAGAGUUUGGUGUUGUCCAAAAUUGGCAUUUAUUUCAUUAUUUUUCGUAUCAUUUUUGGACUGUUUUGUGGAUUCGGUGCUGUUGAGAUCUUGGGGCGGUCAAUACGUUCGGAGAAAAACAUGUGGUAAAAUUACUGUAACUUUUGCAUUUUUUUUAAUUUUGGAAUUCUGUUUUUACAGUUUGUUGACAAACUGAAUAACCUAUCAUGACACAAGUUUUCAAGUUUAUAUCUACUUUGUCGACAAAGUUAUAGCGAAAAAGCCUAGUCUUAGGCCGUGUCAAAAUUUGUUUUUUUUUGAUAAAGAUUGCAGAAAAGUGAAAUCUUACAAACUUGAUCAAAAAGUAGCUAGAGCAAUCCUUUAACUUUAGUUUGAUUUAUUCUUAGUUUUUCUAUGAACUUUUUGACCGAGAUAUAACGUUUUUCAACCGCGCGUCAAAAAGAAUUGGUCUUUUCGAAAUUUGGCUUUUUUUGUCCGAAUUUGAUUGAUUUUGAUGAUAUUUUAUUAAGUUGUCCGAAUAUGGAUGAGCCAAAAUUCCAAAAGUCGGGCGCUUUGAAUGGCUCAUUCAUAUUCGGACAACCUGAUAUCACUUUUAGUUAUUUUUAAUGAUUUUUUGUUAAAAUAAUGUUGUACCAUAGCUGGAACAGCACGUUCUUUACUUGUUUCACAUUUUAAACGGAACGUUAUGAUCGUUCCACAGUUUCAACGCUUAAAUUCCGCCGUUCCAAGAGUAGGUUCCAAUGUACAACUCGGCGGUAGACAUGAGGGACGAGCCUGGCCUGAAUGUUAGGCCUGGCCCGGUAAAAAUAUUGCUCAGACCCGGCCUGAUCUACAUUUUGGUCAGACCCGGCCUGAUCUAAAUUUGAGUCAGGCUCGGCCCGGUCCUCAUAUCUAGCCACCACUCGACUCGGUCUCAAGAGCUCAACGGUCAAUAUAUUAUGAUGGGCUUUCUGCUAUAAGGGUUAUGUUCCAUUUUGUGGAAGUGGCUUUUUAUUUUUAGGUAUACCCCCAAUCGUAUUUUAGAUUCGAACUUAUUAUUUUUGCUGUUUUACGCUCUGGUUUUGGACAACACUUUUCUACUGUUUUUAUGUUCGUAUUGUGCCAUAGUGACGACGUUUUUGUUUAUGACCGACGGUUUCUUUUUGCUAUCACCUAGCUUUGGAGAUUUGGGCUGUACAGGGGGUCAAAAAAAUGUCAUCAUGACAUAUGUUAUAGAUCAAUAUAAUUUAGUUUUUGUUAUCAAUUUUUGCUUUUUGUAUACCUACGGCACUUUAAAAAAGUCAUUUUUAAAAUUUCAAAUAAUAUGUCAUGGUGACAUUUUUUAAGUGUGUCAUGAUGACAUAUUUUGUUUUAGGCUAAAAUUAGUUUUGGAUUACUAAAAUGGUUUUUUUCAGCUUUUACAAGCUUUAAAAAAUGUUUUAAUGAAUUUUACAAAAUAUGUCAUCCAAAAAAUGUCAUCAGGACAUAUUUUAAAUGUAUCAUGAUGACAUAUUUUAUUUUAGGCUAAAUUUAGUUUUGGAUUACUGAAAUGGCUUUUUCCAGUGUUUGCAAGCUUUAAAAAAAUUUUUUAAUGAAUUUUACAAAAUAUGUCAUCCUAAAAGAUGUCAUGAUGACAUUAUUAAACUCGCUUUGAAAUUUUUAAAUUUUAUUGAAUUUUGUUGAGAAGGCCCCAUAGGAUAUUUUUUAUCAUUUUUUGACACAAAGAUUACUGUACAACCUAUGAAAUCGAAAAAAAUACCAAAAAAUGACAGAAAUGUCAUCGAACCGUUCGCGUCUGAACCUUUUCCACUCAGCAAGAUAGUGUUCGUUUGCACUUGGCACAACUGUUUGUGUUUUGUCAUAAAACUGCCUAAUUUGUAGCCACACGAAACAGUAAUGCAUCGAACGGCAAAAACCAACAGAAUCAGCCACGCAACUCGGGCCAGGCCAACAGCUACGGUCAGGCUAACAGCUACGGCCAGGCCAACAACUCGCCGAACAACCAAAAACUAGCCACGGAUCAGCGGUUUUCCGGCGAUUCGGCCCAAAUAUCCGUGCCAAAUGUGCGCAAAUUCCGGCCGUUCACGAUGAAUCUGAUGCAGGACGUGAGUAUCUUGUUCGCUGACAUUGCCGGCUUCACCAAAAUGUCAUCGAACAAGACGGCCGACGAGCUGGUCAACCUGUUGAAUGACCUGUUCGGCCGCUUCGACUAUCUCUGCGGCCGUUGCGGAUUGGAGAAGAUUAGCACGUUGGGUGAUUGCUAUUAUUGCGUAGCCGGUUGUCCGGAGCCGGUGGCUGAUCACGCUAAAAAUUGCGUUGAAAUGGGCUUGGCUAUGAUCAUUGCGAUCAGACAAUUUGAUCUGGAUCGAGGUCAGGAGGUCAAUAUGAGAGUGGGGAUUCAUACUGGAAAGGUGAGUUAUAGACUUGUUGUGAUAGUUCUACAAACUUUUUGACCGAUAAAAAAAUUUUUAUAACCUUUUUGGCCAAAAGUUUUGCUCGCGUCAAAAAGAAUUGGUUUAUUUUGCUAUAUAAAUACAUUGAAAAGCACCCAAUUCUUUUUGACGCGCUUUGGUUUUUUGGUCAUAAAGUUUGUAGAAAAAUGAAAAUUUAUAAGUUUGGUCAAAAAGUAAAUAGAUCAGUCCUUUUGCUUUAAUUUGAGCUAUUUUUCAAUUUUUCUACAAACUUUUUGACCGAGAUAUAGCGAUUUCAAACCAAAGCAUCAAGUAUAAUAUGACGCGAUUUCUUUUUCAAAAUUUAGGUAUAAAAACUUUAAAAAUAUGUUUUUGUCAGGUCAUGUGUGGUAUGGUAGGCACAAAACGCUUCAAAUUCGAUGUCUUUUCCAACGAUGUAACUCUGGCCAACGAAAUGGAAAGUACUGGGAUCGCUGGACGGGUACAUAUCAGCGAGAAAACGGCACAAUUCCUGGACAAUCAUUACAUGCUGGAGCCGGGGGAUGAUCACAAAGGUAGGUGGAUGUUUAUUUUGUCAUUUUAGGUAAUAAGAUACUGAUUUUUUGUUGAUUUUAUAUUUAAAUUAUGGCAAAAAAGGUGAAUGUUUCCAAGCGGAUUCGAACUUUUUUUGCCAUUUGGCAUUUUUAAAGUGAUGUAACUGUUUUUUAAAUCAAUAUAUUGGCAUGUGAUUUUGAGGAUGGAUAGUCUGGAUUAGGUAUUAACUAGUUUUUAAAAAAAAGUUGAAAAAUAUUUUUAAAAUUUUUAAAAAUUUAAAUUUUUGUCUAAUAUUCAGGUUUUUUUUGAAGAAUAGGGUUGUUCAAAUAAUUCUGAGCCCCUAACUCUAAAACUUUGUUUUGAAAGGGUCUCAAAUUAAAAAAAUUCUUUGAAAGGGGCUCAAAAUUAUUUGAACAACCAAAUAUUAGGUGCCGACAUAAAGAACCCGCCACAUUUUGCCUGUAAUUUCCUGUAAAAAAUGGCGGGUUCUUUAUGUCGGCACCUAAUACAAGUCAUAACUGGUCGAUAGUAUCUUAUCAUGUUCGAACCUUUUCAGACAUGAAAACCUACUUCAUCUCCGGCCGACUGAAGGAGUUGGAGUCCGUGAGUAAUAAAGUGGCAAUGUCCGACACCGAAUCCAAAUCCGAGCCCAUCAGCGACGGGCAAAAGGCGAGUAGUUUUCGUAAAGUGAGUUGCUUUCGCUUACUAAUACCGCCUAACAUUUCCCGUAUUGUAGGACUUGGAAUUUUGUUAUGAUGAUUUAUUUUAAUUUUGUCAUGAUGACGGUUUUUUUGCAAAUUUUUGUCAUGAUGACGGAUUUUUUUGGAUAUUUUUUUCAUGCUGACGGUUUUUUUGGAUAUUUUUUCAUGAUGCCGGUUUUUUUGAAAAUUUUUGUCAUGCUGACACAUUUUUUGAAAAUUUUUGUCAUGAUGACACAUUUUUUGAAUAUUUUUGUCCUGAUGACACAUUUUUUGGAGACAAACAUAAGUCACAAAAAAUGAACCCCGAAUGUUUAAUAUUGAUUUUUGGAACAUCUAAAAACGUCAUCAUGACACUUUUUUUAGAAUUCUAAGCCUAUAAUAACAAAGACCUCUUUGCUUACUUUACUCUGCUUCUAUGCUUGCAACGCUUGUUUAUAAUAGGAACGGGCUAGAAGAGUCAUUUUUAAAAGCGCAGAAACUUUCUUUACAAAUUUUUUUUAAAAAACGGCCAAAAUAAGCCGCGUCAAAAAGAAUUGCACUUUUUACUUUAUAAAUACUUUGAAAAUAGAUCAAUUCUUUUUGACGCGCAGGUUUUUUGGCCGUUUUUUGCCAUUUUUAAGCCAAAACAAUUUGAUUUUCUGCCAUUUUUAGAUAAAACGAGAUGAAUUUAGUCAGUUCCUGCCAUUUUACAUGUAACAAUUUUAACAUUUUGAAAUUUUUUUUCAAAUUUUAACCGUUUUUUGUGCAGUUUUCAACCCAAAUCACCGCCAAAUUCGACCGCAAAAAAACCAUGGACAGCGCGUCGCUGCCGAUCAGUCGAAACACCACCAACUCGACCGGGGGUGGAUCGUUGCGCAUGAGGUUGUUGGAUCGAAGUAGUUCACAUCGAGUGGCUUCGAACAGUACCAAUCUACCAGCACGUGCUAUUUCAGUACAACAAGACACGCCAAGUUCGAAUGACAUUAACAUUUCGACUGAGUUGCUUAAUGAAGACCCGGCUAACUUGAAAGUAAUAUUACUAAUCUUCUGGUUUUCGAUUUUAACUGGUUUUAAAAUUUGUUAAAAUUUUUUGAAAUUUUAAAAUUUUGAAAAAAAAAUUUAAAGUUUUGUUUGGUUUUUGUUAGUCAUUUCUGAUGUGAUUUUACCUUUUUUCCACUUUAAAUUUUAUCAAAACAAUGUUUUUCUAGGCUGCGUCAAAAAGAAUUGUACUUUUUUGCUAUAUAAAUACAUUGAAAAGUGAUCAAUUCUUUUUGACGCUGACUAAAAAAAGAUUGAUUUUUCAAUUUUCAACUGUUUUUUGAGUGAAAUGUGAUUGAAAAUGGCAUAUAUGUUAGUAAAAAUGCAUAUAUCAUUAAAAAUGGCAUACACGGCCUUCAAAAAAGUCUUGUCGUUUUUCACCACAGAAACUAAUGUAAUUUUGCGACAAGACUUUUUUUGACAUUUCAAAUCGACUUUUACUUAUAAAAAAACAAUUUUCAGUCCCAAUCCAUGUGUACCAUCACCAAUCCAAUGCUCCAAACCGCUCAGAAAGACAUAAGCGAAUCGAUGGUCGGACUAGCCGACAAAGAAGUGGCCAAUUCGACCGUUUCGGCGGCCGGCCGAAUUGAAGACAAUACUCCAAAAUCGGCUCCAAACUCGACCCGAGAGCCGGCAACAGAGCCGGAAAAGAUUGGCGGACAAAUUUCGAUUGAACUGGCACAGAACAGCAGCACCAACAAUAGUGCCAAAGGCUCCAGAAGCAGUGGUCUUCAUGUAAGCGUAUGUUGUUUACUGUGUUGCUUACUGUAGUAUCGUGGGUUUCUAUGCAGGUUUCACGUUUUUGUGGAGUUCUUUGUUUAUUUCACCCUGAAAGCUUGAGAAAAUUUGUCAUUUUUUUCAAUUUUAAAAAAUAAGUCAUGAUGACACAAUUUUAAAAAAGCUUAAAAAUAGAAAAAAGUACAGAAGAAGAGUUAUACUGACAUUUUGUUAUCUAAAAAAUUUAUUAAUUUUGUUAUUUUUUGUUAAUUUUAAAAAAUAUGUCAUGAUGACACAAUUUAAAAAAAAGCUUAAAAAUAGAAAAAAAUUCAGAAAAACAGUCGUACAGGCUUGUAGUUACCUAAAAAGUUUUAAAAUUUUGUUAAUUUUUGCAAAUUCUACGUUUUUUGGAUGACAGAUUUUAUAAAAAUGUGUCAUGAUGAAUUUGUAUAAAACUUGGUAAAAAUACUAUAAUUGAUAGAAAAAUAUCUUACUGUACCCCCGAAUAGUUGCAAGAAUUUUUUUUUGGUUUUUGCUUUGAAAGUUUUUCAAAUUUCGAAUUUAAAAUUUAUGAAAUUUCAAAAUUAUAAAACUUCAAAUUUCAGGAACUAGCCUCCGAAACGCAUUCAGUAGGCGGCCUAGACACUGCCAUUUCUCAUCACCACAACGCUGGUUCACUAACCCGCUUCGACACGGAUAAUCGCGAUUUCGAUCAAAGACUGGCACAGAUUCUACAGAGCGGCGAAUCCUCCUUCGCUCAGGGCUUCUGGAUGCACGAGGGAUCCUUGAAUCGCUGGACAUUAACCUUCAAUGAAGCUGAGAUCGAGAAUGAGUAUCGAAAUCAUUUUGCGGAAAGUGGAGAUCACAAUUCACAGGUUCAGAAGAAUCUGAAGAACCCCAUUGCGAAGCAUCAACAGUUGAAGAGCGGAUCGAAGAGGAAUAUGGACGAGGAUGAGGAGGAGAUUUUAGGUAAUAAUUUAGAAAAAAAGGAAAAAUAUGGGGUGAAAAUUGGUGUUAAGGGUAGUCAAUUUGAUUUUUAACCUUAUCAGACCCAAGUUAUGUGUCAUUAGGUUUAGUUGGAAAAUUUUUAAAAAACACGUCAUGAUGACAUAUUUUUAAUAUGUCAUGACGACAUAUAUUAAAUGAAAUCGAAAUUUUAAUUUAAAAAAGAUUAUUUAGUAUUUUACAAUUUUAAUGACGUAUUUUGUGGGGCAAAAAAAUUUUAUUUAAAAAAUGUUUUAUCAAAAAUUCAAAAAAUGUGUCGUGAUGACAUAUUUUAAAUGGAUUUAAAAAAAAUAUUUAAUACAUAUUUAAGACUCAAAAAGAUUUUUAUUUAAAAAAACGUCAUUAAAGCUUCAAAAAAAUGUGUCACUAUGCCGCAAAAAAUCUGUCAUGAUGACAUAGUUUUAAUAAAAUUAAAAUUUGAAUUUUUUUAAAUAAAGUAAUUUGUUUAGUAUUUUGCGGUUUAAAAAAAAAAUUUUGUUAUUUUAAAAUACGUCAUAAAAACACAAAAAAAUGUGUCAUGAUGACAUAUUUUUGAAAUAUGACAAAACUUAAUAUUUUGGCAUUUUGGGCUAUUUUUUGGAGGUUUGUGACUAUGAAAGCCGUUUUUAGAGUAGUUUUGAUUGAUUCAUACCUAGAUUGAUAUCCAAUUUCAGACCUCGGAGUCCGAAGCAAUGCCGACUCGAUCGAACAUCAGCUUCUCCGCCACCCACGAUACCGCUAUUCCGGAGUCUUUAUCGACAUCCUCGUAGCCAUUGGCUUCUGGUCAAUAGUCGUAGCCAUAGCCUUCGCCACUCUACGUCAUCUGACGGCUUCAUUCUUCGUCUUCGUCUCCAUCUCGGCCCUAUUCUUCCUGAUCUUCCUCAUCCUGAUCGGCCUGCCGCUGAUCACGAGGAAGAAGGUGAGCAUCUGGCUGAAUCGCUGGGGCCCACGCCACUUUUUCGGCCUUCUGAUGAUUGGACUACCAUUCGGAGCGGCCGUUUUCCAUAUGCCGGACUGUGCCGUGAAUUUGGCCGAGCUGACCGACUUCCAUAAAAUCGGUCAGUGUGCCACGCAAAGUGUGUUAAAUCAACGACUGGUGUUUUGCUACAUGACCUUGAUCAUCAUCUACGCUCAUUGCAACUUUAGUCAGCUCAGAGCGUGGCCAAAAAGCGGCCAAGCCAUCGUUGUGGCCAUAUUGUUCUUGGCCAGCAAUUUGUGAGUUUUUUAUUUAAAAUGUGUCAUGAUGACGUAUUUUUUAUUCAAAAAUUAAAUUUUAGAAAUGAUUUUGAUAAGGUUUUAAGAUUUGUGCGAAAAUUUUUAAAAUUCCGUCUUGAUGACAGAAUAUUUUUAAAAAUGUGUCAUGAUGACAUAAUUUAUUUUGAUUAAAAAUGUCAUUUUAAACACUAUGGUGACGUUUUUUAACAUUACAAAGCUUAUCACACCUAUUUUUGAAGAUUCCAAAAAAUUUGUCAUCAUGACAUAUUUUUUCAUAGUACCAAAUAUAUAUAUCAUAGUACCAAACGUGUUUCAGUGUAUGUCGCAACAAGAUAGCGACCCAAAUCAAAGAAGACGGCUUCACGAACGAAGCCAAUUGUACAGUAAUCUACAGUACUUGGGCCAGUUCCCAGUUCGAAGACCCGUUUUACCUGCACGAACUGUGUGUGGAUGUCGUUUUGGCUGUAAUACUCGUUGCAUUUUUGAAUUAUCAGUUCGAAGCCUCGUUCAGAAUGAGCUUCUUCGGAGAUGUUCAGGUAGGUUUAUGGUGGUUUGUUACCUAAAAUAAGCGAAAAAUGGUGUUUUGUUACCUAAAAUUUUCAAAAAAUGGUGUUUUGUUAACUAAAAUAAUCAAAAAAUGAUGUUUUGUUACUUAAAAUUAUCAAAAAAUGAAGUUUUGUUACCUAAAAUAACAAAAAAGUAGUGUUUUGUCCCUAAAAUAAUCAAAAAGUAUCGUUUUGUUACCCAAAAUCAUUAACAACUUGUGUUUUGUUACCUAAAAUAUACCUAAACUAAUAUGAAAAUAGUGUUUUGUUACCUAAAAUCCUCAAAAAAUUUUGUUUUGUUACCUAAAAUUAUCAAAAAAUAGUGUUUUGUUACCUAAAACGCUUAAAAAAUGGUGUUUUAUUACUGAAAAUCAUCAAAAAAUGUAGUUUUGUUACCUAAACUACUCAACAUUUGGGUUUCCGCAUUUCAAAUAGUAAAAAAUAGUCUUUUAUUACCUAAUUUUUCGUAUUUUAGGCCCGCCGCGACACGGCCAAGAUGCGAGUAGUCCGAGAUCAGGCCGACUGGCUUCUGACCAACAUUAUUCCCCAACAUGCGGUCGAAUCUCUCAAAACUAACACCAAGUACUCCGAGAACCAUCAGAUGACGGCGGUGAUGUUCGCUUCGAUCACGAACUGGAACGAGAUGUACGAGGAGAACUUCGAAGGCGGCCGAGAGUUCCUGCGCGUCCUGAACGAAGUCAUUGGCGACUUUGACGAACUUUUGGACCGACCCGAGUUCUGUCACGUCGAGAAGAUCAAGACCAUCGGUGCGACAUACAUGGCCGCCUCAGGCUUGAAUCCGGACCGCCGACGAUUGGCGCUCCACCCCUACGAACACGUUUAUCAGCUCAUCGAAUUUGCCAUAGCCUUACAGAACGCCCUCGACUACUUCAAUCAGGAUCUGCUCAAUUUCGACUUUGUCUGCAAAAUCGGCAUCAACAUUGGUCCCGUCACGGCCGGUGUUAUCGGUACCACCAAGUUGUACUACGACAUUUGGGGCGAUACGGUCAAUAUCGCCAGUCGAAUGUACAGUACCGGGGUGGAGGACAGAAUUCAGGUAGCUUUUGGAUGGCAAAAUGGUUUUUUUAGACUGCAGAAACUUUGUUUACAAUUCUUUUUUGAAAAAACGAAGAAACUUUCUUUACAAAAAUAAUUUUUAAAAAACCGCAAAAACUUUCUUUACAACAUCAUUUUGGAAAAAACCGCAAGAAUUUUCUUUACGAAAUAAUUUUGAAAAAAACCGAAGAAACUUUCUUUACAACAUUAUUUUAAUAAAAACCGCAGAAACUUUCUUUCCACCCUCAAAACAAAAUCAUUUUAGGUAUCAGAAGAGACGAAACUCUUGCUUGUAGACCGAUACGACUUUGAGUAUCGUGCACAUAUCGACGUAAAAGGUGUUGAUGGUGGUAUGGACACAUAUUUACUGGUGGGCCGAAAAGGCGAAGCCCCAAUCAACGGCCCCAAUGCUGUUAAGCCCCACAUGUUUUAG
Bursaphelenchus okinawaensis is the source of this 13325-nucleotide messenger RNA. NCBI's taxonomy places the organism in Eukaryota, Metazoa, Nematoda, Chromadorea, Rhabditida, Aphelenchoididae. The record is from the annotation of a GenBank genome assembly.